This is a messenger RNA of Zychaea mexicana, 1193 nucleotides long. RefSeq lists its product as uncharacterized. The record is from RefSeq and is a predicted model, not a curated record. The transcript is spliced from 4 exons. Lineage: Eukaryota; Fungi; Mucoromycota; Mucoromycetes; Mucorales; Lichtheimiaceae. Bases 264 to 863 code for a protein of 199 amino acids.
UUUAUAGACUCAGCCGUAAUGGAAUCAUAGAUAUCAGUGACGAUAAAGAUGGGUCACAACUGCAUGCUCUUGAUGGUGGUAGCAAUACCAAAAAGAAUAUUGUUGGCAAGGUUGAAAAUGCUUCACCACCCAAAAAAAUAGAAGACUGUGAUGAUUAUCUCCAUGCGGAUGACAAACGCCUAUUAAAAAAUGUUGACGGUCCAAGUUCUGCGAAAAAAUGCAUCAAACAAUUGACAAGCAGAUCUACGACAGAAAAAAAGCAAAUGGCAUCGAUCGAUGUAGUCAUUAACAUAUUGAAACAACAUGCAUUCAAAUCGCACAUGCUAUCAGAUAAAUAUCUUGAGGGAUGCUCCGAAACAUCAUUAAUAGUUAAAUACUGGGGAAUGGUCUUUGAGGCCUACUUUUCAUACCAUCGAGACAUCCAGUUACAGUGGGGCGACACGAGUUCAAGCAUCCAGCAAGUACGGCAUCUUUUCAACCUUGAUCUCCGGGUUUUGGCGACUAAUCACACCACUCACAUCGAAGCAGCAACUGGCGAAGUUGCCAAGGUUGCAGCUGUGACGGAAACAAAACUUUUCCAAGAUCGACUUAAAUCCGUACUAGUAUCAAAAGCGCACCUGAACUCUAUCCUGAAGAAAAUGCCGAACAUAACAGAGAAAAUGAUCAAAAGUAUUCAAGUACCGAUAAUUCAGGUAUUGGGUACCACUUGCUUUGUAUACUCGAUGACUUUGAUUGAUAAGAAACUGUAUACGUUACAAGAAGUAUGUGAUUUCCGAUAUCCUCGCACAUACGCCGAUUUGAGAGAUGGUACCAUACUACUAAAACUUCUCCGUAGUUUGGAUUUGGUUAUGGUAAGAUGCUAAAUAAAAAGGAAAGAUAGAAGGGGCGGAGAAAUUUACAUUCGAGAGCUAAGGAAUAAUAUACUUUUUAUCUUGUAGAAAAUGAUCACUGAAUUGACAGAGAUGCAAAGUAACUAUAGCAGAACAACGACCGAUAAGGUGAAAAUGAUCUUGAAGAAAACAACACGGAAAUCGAAGCCGAUUGUGUUAAGUGAUUGGGUAGCUAAUGUUGAGUGGGACGGAGUUGUGGAAGAAAUGAGUGCUACAAAUGAAGAGGAAGAAAGCACGUCGAGUGAAGAAGAUUAAAAGAACAUAAACAAUAAAAACCAUCAUCAUUUGGUCAUUACAAGUGCA